UUCAAGAUGGCGGAUGGAAAAGAUGGAUAAUCUUCAAGAAAGUCAGGAUUUAACCAGCCAGCAUCCACAAAAAUUAUUAUUUCCUAUUUCAAGAUAUACUAAGUCAAGUACAGAAACCUCUUUUCAGACAGGCAGGCUUUUUCCCUGUAUUGCCUCUCUGGAACAAGGCGAGGAAGCAAGCGAAGUUGCAAAUCUCGACUGGCUUACAAAUAAAAGCUAUCAAGUGAGUAAGAGCAAGCUCUCUGUAGAUGCUGGUGACGAAAGAGACGUAACAACUAAUGACAGCCUUGYCAGUAGUGAAAGCGAUGAGAGAGGUCACAAAAAUCAAAAACAUCACAAAAAGAGAAAAUGGUCCGACUCAGAAAGCUCCAAUGAAAACAGAAACAAACCUAAGCAUAAAAAGAAAGAAAAGAAGAAAAAGAAAAAGCAUAAAAGAAAGGAAUUGAAACAGCAUGUUUUAAAAGCACAUGACAAAGUAAAUAAGCCAGAUACCAUUUGGAUUGAAGAGUCUGGAUUACAACCUGAAGAAGCAUAUCGAAUACACUGUAARAAAGAUAUAGAGAAUCUUCAGUAUGGCUCAAUUUAUCGACUUGAUGUUGCCACUUAUAAAAUCAAAUCAAAUUUAGUCUGCUUGGGCUUAGGAAAGAACCAGUCACUUUUAUUGAAUGAAACGAAAAAGAAGAAAAAGAAAGAGAAAAAAGAAAAAGAUUUAAGGUACUGGAGCGAUUCUACACUUUUUACRGAAGAACCUAAAAAACUAUUUCCUUCAAAGGUAGCAUCUAAAUCAUUUGUUGGUAAUAUUGAAAACUUUUCUUAUGUCCCUGUGGACCUUCCAAGUAAACAGGAAGAUGACAAUGAUGAAGAUGAUGAUAGCAUAGAUAAUGAUGGUAAUAUUGAUCCUUCUGAAAGAAUUAUCAUCARAGAAACUGCAAAGUUCAAUAAGAUACUCAGAGAAAACCCUCAUGAUGUGAAAACCUGGAUAGACUUAGCAAAUUUCCAGACCAAAGUUGUAAACAAAAAAGACUCAAACACYGCUGCUGGCAAUGAAAGGAAUAAAAAGCGCUCAAAAGUCAUMAAUGAGAAGCAGAUAUCUGUUGUUGAGAAGGCCCUAGAGCAAAACCCAUCCUCUGUGGAAUUAAUAAUUUAUCAUUUAAAUUUAUGUAAAGAUGUGUGGGAUGAUGACAAACUCGUUGAGAGAUGGAAAAGGGUAGUCUUUUCACAUCCAAACAAGACAAUACUUUGGAGAAAGUACCUGUUAUUUCUUCAGUCUAGAGUUUCAAUUUUCACAGUUAGGAAGGUGCAGAGAGCUUACGAAAAGUGUUUUGCCAUGCUKUUGUCCAUCAAAGAAGGCACAUUUGUAUCUCAUCAAGCUGAGGCGAAUCUUGAGGAAGACAUGCUUGACCUGUUUGUGCAAUAUUGCAAGUUUUUAAAGCAAUCAGGUCACACAGAAAAAUGUGUUGCCAGUUUCCAAGCAAUGAUAGAGCUUAAUUGCCUUUGCCCUGAAGACCUGAGCAACAGUACAACAUCAGGAUCAAUGGAGUUCUUGGAGACAUUUUGGGAUAGUGGACAACCAAGGUUUGGUGAGGAUGGAGCAAUUGGCUGGAAGAMUUGGAUGGAUAAGACUCAACCUUCUAAAAACCCACUAGCUCCUGUAACUCUUGACUUCAAAAAGAUCUUUAAGUCUUGUACUUCCGGCAAUGAYGSAGAGCACAAUGAGUCCAGUGAARAUGARCUAAUCAAAGGAAAACCAAAGUGGAAGGCMUGGCUUAAUGUCGAAGUCAACAGAGAGAUGGCACAGCUGAAACCAUGGCAACCAGAUCAUGCAAAGGGGGAAACUGAGGAGGACUGUGAGGAUCCUGAGAGGAUAGUUCUUUUUGAYGACAUUAAAUGUUGUCUCUUUAAGAUCARUGAUACUCUUAGUAAAGUCAAACUUGUGAUGUCUUUUUUGGARUCUCUUGGUGUUACUUUGAGCCCAAUGUUGUCAAGCAAUGACCUUGGUACUUUGAGGUAUUUUGAACUCUCACUGGAAUCCAUAGAACAGAUUCUAAGUCCAUCUGACUGUAGCACUAGUAGCAUYGGUUGGCAAAAAUCUGGACAUUGGUACAGAACUGAAGCAUUAACACCUAACAAACCUUCAGUUGAGGCAUUACAUCUAAUACGAAGUGUAUUUGCUCAAUCAAUGGCUUURUUUGAAAGUAAAAACAARAACCAAUUCAUUGUAGCCUGGYUGUAUUAUGAGUUUUACUURUCCAAACUGGAAAAACCAGGMAAGGCCAGGAAACAGAAGAUCAAAGAGGUUUACAAGCUGGCAAAAGCUGUCUUAAAAGAACCAAGUAAUAGGAACAAUUUCCAGAUCUGGGAAGUGUUUGCCAAAAUUACAUCMUUUUCCGGGGAUGYUUCAGAGAGUCGYCAUGUGUUUGACUCAACUUUGUCAAUGGCCAGCCAGUUACAAGUCAGUGGAAAAGAUAAAAUGAUGUCUUUAGUGCUACUUUACAGAUCAUAUGCUGAAAUGGAGCUGAAGCACCUACUGGAUACCACCACAGGAACCCCAUCAAACCAUUUUGAGACCACCACAGCAAUCCCAUCAAACCAAAGCCAAAGAGAAGGAUCCACCUCAGGAAACCCACCAGACAGCACCAGGACUCUUCACAUUCUUGUGAGCUUUGCUGAUAAUAGCCCAUACAAGCCMCUCACAGAAAUGGGCCAGUCAGUGUCUCCUGCAAUUAUUCUCAGAGCCAAGAAAACCUAUGCUCAAAUUUGUGAGGAAUCCAUUGAUCAGUUAAAGGAGCUGACUUCAGAAGGGAAAGAUGAAUGCUUGGCAAGAGUCCAUUGUAUUGCUUGCUGUGCCAUGUUURCAUAUGUAACAUCAGGUAUCAAUGCUGCAGUUGAUGUUUACAAGGAUGUACUGUCAUCACUAUCAUCCACUGUUGAUGCCUUUCAUCAUGAAAUAUUGUUGACUGAUUAUAUCAAUCUAGUCAAGAUGCACACAAAACAAGAGACAAUGCCUCUGAAGAAUAUCAAAGCUGUCAUUCAUAGGUGCAUUAAUGUUUUUUUAUAUACACUUAUGUUAUUUUUUGAUUGGGUCCUUAUUCAAACUAGUAUUUACACAUCCAGGCAUUUUUAUGCAUANGCUACUAGUCCACUUCCAUGGGUUUUUGCUAUUUGUUAUGAAGAUAUUAGAGCAAAAGCCAUGUUGACUGCUAGAGAUUGCAAUGAGUAUGUAAACUACAUCAAAGACAAACAACUAAUGGAUGGAAAGACAAGAGUUAAUGUAGGUGGCAGUCAGUCAGUGGAUGUUGUCAUGGGCAGACAGACUGUAGUUGCUUCCACUAGCAGAUCCUUAACAGACAAUGACAAAGGGAGACAGUCAGUUGCUGCCAUGGACAGACAGCCAUUGUGYGUCACMUCUCUUCCUACAACAGGCAUCAGUCACAGGCAAAGGGCAUUGUUUGAUAGAGCAACAUCUAGUGUCRUUGGACGACAGUGCAUUGCAUUGUGGAGGAUGUACAUUGAAUUUGAGAUAAACCAUGGAAACUAUGAACAAGCCAAAUCUGUGYUUUACCAAGCAUUGCAGAAUUGUGCCUGGGCAAAGUGUCUAUAUCUUGAUGCAGUCAGGGAUUUCCCUGAUGACCUUCAGCGUAUAUUAGACAUGAUGACGGAGAUGGAGAUGAGAGUGAGAACGCCACUAGAAGAGAUUGACAUCCUCAUAGAAGGAUAGCAAGAGCAGAUCUUCGGGGGGAGGGUGGGGUGUAAUUAGGACAGCUAUUAAGUAAACUAAUACAAAGAAAAAAUACAUCUCACUGCAAGGUAGGCUCAGUCUCCCAGCCGUGGGAGAGAGUAUCGCGGGCGCACGAAAUCCCGACGGCUGGAGACUGAGCCUAACUGCAAGGCAGAUGAGAAAAAAAAUGCAGUGUUAAUCUUAAUUCAGUGCUAUMCCUUUUGGAUAAUCAUAUAAAUUUAACAAUUGAUUUAUAAAGUAGCUUUUAUUUUUUCUUGCUAGUAGUAGGUAUAGU
Molecule: messenger RNA, 4013 nt
Organism: Exaiptasia diaphana
Lineage: Eukaryota; Metazoa; Cnidaria; Anthozoa; Actiniaria; Aiptasiidae
Product: protein NRDE2 homolog
Exons: 11
Coding region: 14-3718 (1234 amino acids)
Biological process (GO): negative regulation of RNA catabolic process; regulatory ncRNA-mediated post-transcriptional gene silencing
Cellular component (GO): catalytic step 2 spliceosome
Molecular function (GO): protein binding
Source: RefSeq, a predicted model, not a curated record